ACCUUCAUCAUUGUCCCUGCCAGCAAUUCCAGUCUGUGCAUCCUGAAUGACCAGCUGUUUGUGAGGGACGCCAACCCCAAGGAGACUCACAGUGGGCUCUUCAUCCCAGUUCCCACACCCGCCUCCAGCUCUGUGCCCACCCUCUCCCAGGAGCAACAGGAAAUGGUGCAGGCUUUCUCCACCCAGUCUGGCAUGAACCUGCAGUGGUCUCAGAAGUGCCUUCAUGAUAGCCACUGGGACUACACCAAAGCCGCACAGGUUCUCGCUCUGCUCAAGGCCCAGUGCAAGAUCCCAGAGGAGGCCCUCACACAGACUGAUCCAGGAUCCUGAGAGCACAGCCCUGACAAGAAGCCCUUGGGUGUUAUCAUCUUCAUCCUCAUCACUUUGGUUGUGUUUUUCCUUUACUAUGAGUAUAUCCCUGGGACUGAGCUUGGAGAUCUGCUUGGGGCUGGGAAGCCAAUGUUUAAUGGACACUCAUUCACCCAAAGGGGCAGUUGUUCUGUGUAUUUUUCGUACCCAGGAUCCCUGAUUCCUCUGAUAAUAAAGAACAAUGUUGCAUGUUGUGUAAA
This is a messenger RNA of Equus caballus (horse), 569 nucleotides long. The record is from RefSeq and is a predicted model, not a curated record. Lineage: Eukaryota; Metazoa; Chordata; Mammalia; Perissodactyla; Equidae.